GAACAGAAACCAGGUUCUUCAGAGAAGCACCGAUGGAGGAGCAGCGGGAUCUUAACAGCUCGGAUAGCAGCGAGGGGGAGAGCGUUUCCCCGUCUCCCAGCCUGCCCUCCCCGCCUAUAUUGCCUCUACAGGUCGCCCAACAGGCCCACAGAACCACCAACUUUUUCAUCGACAACAUUUUGAGACCGGACUUUGGCUGCAAGAAGGAGCACGGCCUUGGCCUGCGGGAGAGGGCGCAGACAUCCGGUCGGGAGCGCGUCCACCCGGCGAUCAGCAGGCCGAGCCUUCCAGGGACGCCGUGCCAGGACUCCAACUGCAGUACUGACAGUAGUUCGUCCUCUGCCUCCUCCGCUUCUUUGGCAAGUCCCAAAAAAAGCAACGUUAGCGGCGGAGGAGCCGCAGCCGCUCCCUCUACCGGUAACGGCCAUGGCGUAAAAGCAGAGGGGAGAACUGGCACUGGGACCGGGGAAAAUACCUCGUCUUCGCUGGUGGUGCUGAACGGCACCGCGGCGCCCACACCGGAGACGCAGCCACUGCUCUGGCCUGCCUGGGUUUACUGCACCCGAUACUCGGACAGGCCCUCAUCUGGCCCAAGGACACGGAAACUGAAAAAGUCAAAAAGCGGCAAAGAGGACAAACGGCCACGCACGGCCUUCACGGCCGAGCAGCUGCAGAGACUGAAGACAGAGUUCCAAGUGAAUCGCUACAUCACGGAGCAGCGGCGCCAGUCUCUGGCCCAGGAGCUCAACCUCAACGAGUCCCAGAUCAAAAUAUGGUUUCAGAACAAAAGGGCCAAGAUCAAAAAGGCCAGUGGCUUCAAGAACGGGCUGGCCCUUCAGCUGAUGGCGCAGGGACUUUACAACCAUUCCACCACCACCAUCCAGGAGGACAAGGAGGACAGCGACUGAUGAACACGACUUCCUGCUUACACUCACGCUGUACAUUGUAAAUAAUAAUAUCUAAUUUAACGUGGAGGAUGGGGGACCGAGCUAGUGUCCUCUUCCUCGUCUCCUCCUCUUCAGAAGUGACUCUAGAGCAGAAGAUUCGAGCAGACUGACCUGCCACCGCCAAA
Pundamilia nyererei is the source of this 1072-nucleotide messenger RNA. RefSeq names its product engrailed homeobox 1a (gene en1a). Gene Ontology annotation, molecular function: RNA polymerase II cis-regulatory region sequence-specific DNA binding; DNA-binding transcription factor activity, RNA polymerase II-specific. The record is from RefSeq and is a predicted model, not a curated record. Gene Ontology annotation, cellular component: nucleus. Lineage: Eukaryota; Metazoa; Chordata; Actinopteri; Cichliformes; Cichlidae. Gene Ontology annotation, biological process: multicellular organism development; neuron differentiation; regulation of transcription by RNA polymerase II. Bases 33 to 908 code for a protein of 291 amino acids. The transcript has 2 exons.